AACCUUAAAUGUCAAUACGUCAUUGUCAGUCAAACUUGCAAUUUCUAUGAUGUAUAUAAUUGAUUAAUUUUUUUUUCUUUCUUUAAAUUAAUAAGAUGUUCCUGUCCUAAAUUAGGAAGUAAUAAAAAUAUUUUAUUACUUAAAACACAUCUACAAUUUAAUAAGAAUAAUUCAAAAUGUAAAUGCAAUAUUUCUACCUUAAUCUUAUCUGAUCGAUUAGAUCAGCCUUUGUAUUGUUUUUGGAGUAAUUAUAUAUUGAUAGUGAUGAUUUAAACAAAUCGUACAUGCGAAAUGUCUACCCUGAUUUGUAAUGGUGUAGCUGAAACAUAUCCACUUCAUGAAUGCGUUUUCAUUGGAGAUGUUCGAAAGCUCUCUUCGUUACUGAGAUUUAACGAUGUGACGCGAAAAGAUAAACAUGGGAAUACUGCUUUACAUCUAGCAGUAAUGCUAGGUCGCAAAGAUUGUGUACAACUGUUGUUGGCUCAUGGCGCGCCCGUUAAAGUGAAAAAUCUUGCUGGUUGGUCACCACUUGCAGAAGCAACUAGCUAUGGGGAUCGUCAAACGAUUUCGUCUCUCGUUCGUAAACUUAAGCAACAAGCACGAGAACAGAUGGAGUGUAGAAGACCAGAUCUCAUCAGAGCUUUGUCUCAGAUACAGAACUUUUAUAUGGAAUUGAAGUGGGACUUUCAUUCUUGGGUGCCAUUGGUGUCCAGAAUAUUACCCUCGGAUGUGUGUAAGAUUUAUAAAUCUGGAUCAGGAAUCAGAUUGGAUACAACCUUGGUGGAUUUUACAGACAUGAAGUGGGAGAGGGGUGACAUAUCUUUUAUUUUCCAAGGAGAAAAACCACCAAGCGAAUCACUAACAGUGCUUGAUAACAAAGUCAAAGUAUUUCAAAAAGUUCGUUAUGAAGAAACUGAAAAUGAGAUUGAAGAUGAGGUGGACAUAAUAAUGUCAAGUGAUAUUUUAGCUGCACAAAUGUCCACUAAAGGUAUUUCAUUUGCAAGAGCUCAGUCAGGCUGGAUUUUCCGUGAAGACCGUAAAGAGACUGUGGCUGGUCUAUAUAAGAGUGAUAUUUAUACAAUUACAGGUCUUGUAUUGGAGUCACGGAAAAGGAGAGAACAUUUGUCUACUGAUGACUUGCAAAAGAAUAAAGCUAUCAUAGAGAGUUUGACUAAAGGUAAUACCCAACAUUUAGAUACAAAUGGAGAACCUGUAAGGCGAGCUUCUUUGAACCCUCCUCCUGAGAGUGGCAUUGAUUGGGAAACAUACAUAUCAUCACCUGUCGGUCAAUAUCCUAGCUUGGGGAGGGAACUUGUGUACAAGGAAUCAUCUAGAAAUUUUCGAGCUACUAUAGCCAUGAGUGAUGAUUUCCCUUUGAGUGUAGAUAUGCUUCUGAAUGUACUUGAAGUGAUUGCUCCCUUUAAACACUUUGCCAAAUUACGACAAUUUGUUGCUAUGAAAUUACCAAAAGGAUUUCCAGUAAAAAUAGACAUCCCAAUUCUUCCAACUGUUACUGCAAAGAUAACAUUUCAAAAAUUUGAUUUUCGUGAUGAUAUACCUGAUGAUUUGUUUAUUAUACCAGAAGACUAUGUUGAAGAUCCGUUACGUUUUCCUGAUUUAUGACGCUUUGAUAUUCUAACACUGUUUCAAAUUAGUGAAAGACCGAUAUGGAAACGUGAAGUUAAGUGUGGUCGGGUACGGCGCACCCUUAGUGAUAAGCACUACAACAGGUCUACACAUGGCCUUCUCACUAUUGAGAUUCCAAUGUUAUUUGGCCUUGGUAGUUCUUAUUCCAGCCAUUACAUUCUCUUUGUUGAGUAGAGAAAAAUAAUAUUGAUUUGUAAAUUUUGUGGUGAAUUGUCAUGUAUUUAUGUUAAAUAAAUGUUUUUAUCUUCAUUUAUAGAUCCAUUUUUUAAUUUUUUGUAAGUAAUAAUAUUACAAGUUUUCAAUAUUAUUAGAUAAUCUUAUUAUGGAUGAUUAGAAAUUAUUUAUUUCAAUUAAUUGAUUUAAUAAUUUUAAUGUGUUAUUAAAUAUUUAUUACAUUAUAUAUACUUUAGUUUAGGCCAUACAGUCUUGUAAACUUUUAUUUAUACAAAUUAGACAAUUUUAGAAUAAGAUGUUACCCCAAUACAAGAUGGCCUGAAUCUAACACACUUAACAAACACUAGGCCUAUUUUAAAUUAUAAUGAGGUGUAUUUAUCAUGUUCACUUUCAAUGGUGCAACACACAUUGCAGUCACAAUAAUUUAUUUCCGGAACUUGUUACUUCAAUUACUUUUUGUAUAAAAAAAUUAUAAAUAGAUUGUUAAUAUUUUUAAAUAAUAAAAUUUGUUUUAUACAGAAUGUUUACUUAAACUAUGCUAUAUUUUAAAGUAUUGUCACUGCGGCGCCCUCUAAAUAUAAAACAUACACCUCAUUUUAAAAGUUCCUGCAAUAUGCUUGUAGAUCAUGAAUUUCACUUAAUAUUCUCUUAUUUCAAAUGACAAUGUUUUAUUCGUAGAUCAUUAGAUAAUAUAAUUAGUAGUGAAUGGAAUUUAAUAUGAUGUAUUUGUCAGUGUUAGAAAUUUACUUCUAUGUACCACUCGGAUCAGUGAUAUCACUGAUACCAGCCCAAUCAUUUCAAAGUCCUUGUGCCUUCUGGAUUUCUUAUUUGUAGUGUGGUGUUGUAAAGAAUGUUGCUAAUCAUUUAAAAACAAAAAAGACCUUUAGAAGUUAUUUAUAAAUGUUUAAUAUAAUGUCAUAUCCAAAUUAGCACAUUACUAUAAAGUAGAAAAUGACUCACAUAGUAAAUGUACCUGUGUAACUAAUAUCAAUUUUGUGAAUAUAUUAAUGUAUAAAAAUGCAUUGUAGCUAUUUGACAAUAAUGUACGAAUCCCACCUAAUACGCCGUUUAAAAAUAUAUUUUUCUUGCCCAUAGUUUACUACUAUCUUUAUUUUGAAAGAUUUUAUAUAUAUAUAUGUAUAUGUGCUGAAAAUUCAAUGGUAUUAAGAAUUUUGAAAUGUUGCAAUAAAUCUUAAAAACAAUA
This is a messenger RNA of Vanessa tameamea, 3025 nucleotides long. RefSeq names its product ankyrin repeat domain-containing protein 13C. The coding region runs from base 292 to 1623 and encodes 443 amino acids. Gene Ontology annotation, biological process: protein retention in ER lumen. Gene Ontology annotation, molecular function: signaling receptor binding. The transcript has a single exon. The record is from RefSeq and is a predicted model, not a curated record. Gene Ontology annotation, cellular component: cytoplasm. NCBI's taxonomy places the organism in Eukaryota, Metazoa, Arthropoda, Insecta, Lepidoptera, Nymphalidae.